CGAACAACCCGAGGAAGAGUCCCGCAAGAGAAGAGGCACUGCACACACACGGAGGAAGAGUGUGUUCGAGGGAGGGGAACCCUUGUGACUUUCUUCUGAGUUUGGAUUCAGAGGUUGGUGCCUGUUUUGUGUCGAGGAGACAGGUAGACGGGUUAAAAAAGUUAAAAAAAAAAAAAAAAAAAAACAGGUGAAGAAACAGGUAGACAGGUAGAUUAACAAAAAGGUACAGAAGUAGACGACCAGCCUCCUUUCUGGAACCCUAAACCAAGACCACCAUGGGUUCGGACGUGCGUGACCUGAACUCCCUGCUGCCCGCGGUCCAAGCAGGCCCCAGCCCCGGCUGCCCGGCCCUGCCCGUCAGCACCGCCCCGCAGUGGGCCCCCGUGCUGGACUUCCACACUGCGUCGCCGUACUCGUCCCUGGCACCCCCCCACCACGCCUCCCUGGGACCCCACUCCUUCAUCAAGCAGGAGCCAAGCUGGGGGGCCCCGGGUGACCCGCACCACCACGAGGCUGACCCCCACUGCGGCCUCAGCGCCUUCACCGUUCACUUCUCGGGACAGUUCACGGGCACGGGGGCCUGCAGGUAUGGGGCGGCGUUCGGGGCUCCUCCAACGCACCCGGCACCCCCUGUGCCGCCUGCCCCGCCGGCCCCGCCCUCGGCACCUUCCGUCAGCCAGCCGCCCUCCGUGGCCAACCCCCACCACCACCACCACCACCACCAACCCCCCGCCAGGAUGUUCAGCAACCCGCCCUACCUGACCAACUGCAUGGACACCCAGCCCGCAGCCAGGAGCCAGACAGCAUCUCCAAUCAACAUUAAAGACAUCUCUGUGCUGCCUGACUGGAUGAAAAGUUACAGCGCCAUGGCGUUCGACGGGGCUGGGAACUACACUCACCCCCCUGCACACCACAGCUCCCAGUUCUCCAACCACUCGUUCAAACACGAGGACACACUGGCCCAGCAGAGCACCAUGGCAGCAGAGCAGCAGUAUGCCGUUCCUCCUCCAGUCUAUGGAUGUCAUACACCUUCAGACAGCUGUACAGGCAGCCAAGCUCUGCUACUGAGAAACCCUUACAACAGCGGUGACAAUUUAUAUCAAAUGGCCUCUCAGUUGGAGUGUGUGGCCUGGAAUCCGGUCAAUACGCUGGCAUCCACCAUCAAGAGCCAUGCAGCGAGCUACGAGAGCGACCCCAGCACGCCCAUGGUGUACAGCUGCAGCACACAGUACCGCAUACACACACAUGGAGUCUUCAGGGGCAUACAGGACGUGCGGCGGGUGCCCAGCAUCGCCCCGGCCAUCAUGCGGUCAGAGACGAGCGAGAAGCGGCCGUUCAUGUGCGCCUACCCAGGAUGCAACAAGCGCUACUUCAAGCUGUCUCACCUGCAGAUGCACAGCCGCAAACACACAGGGGAGAAGCCGUACCAGUGUGACUUCACAGACUGCGGCCGGAGGUUUUCUCGCUCCGACCAGCUGAAGCGGCACCAGAGGAGGCACACAGGAGUUAAACCCUUCGAAUGCGAGACGUGUCAGAGAAAGUUCUCUCGGUCUGACCACCUUAAGACACACACCCGGACUCAUACAGGUAAAACAAGCGAGAAGCCGUUUAACUGCCGGUGGCCGAACUGCCAGAAGAAGUUCGCCAGGUCCGACGAGUUGGUGCGACACCACAACAUGCACCAGAGGAACCUCACCAAGCUCCAGCUGGCCAUCUGACGCUGCCCCGCCUUUCAAAUGUAGACAUUUGGUUCAAAACUCUGAUUUUUGGGUAAAUCCAAACUUGGUGUCACCCCCUUCCACCCUGGACAGCUACCUUUAGGGUUUCAAGGGAGUCCAAACGGGUCCCCAGAGAAAUCCAGAGUAGUUGGAUUUCCCUGUUAUUUUACGUGGUUGUUACCGCAGCAUGCUCAGCCAAAACACCCAUCCGCCUCCAAGCCGUGGAAAGGUCUGUCAUCUCUGGACUUCUCGGUUUAAACUUGCAGAAAUUUCCCCUCUAGUUUUGAAUCAUCACACACACAGAAGUGGAUCGAGCCAGACUUCUCCUCAGUGUCUCGUAGAAACACUGAGGAGUCCAGGAAGCAGCGCCACCUAGCAGCAGCCUCUCACAGCAGCCUGCAAAAAAAAAACUGCAAAGGCUGCGGCACUCAGGCAGGCCUUCUCUUUACCCGUACAAACACCGCUGCUCCGUGAAAAAAUACACAUAACGAACAGAUGUGGUGCAAAGUGACUGAGAUCUCCUGGAUUGAUUUUUUUUUUUAAGGUGUAAAAUGAACACUGGUGUUGAAUGCCUUGUGCAUCAAGAGGAAGAAUAUCAGACCGAGACGCUGACAUCGUAAAGUGAUGUUAAACUAAAAUAUGUCAUUUUUCAUCAACAUGUGCCUAUCGUCAUCAUCAAACUGUGAGAACCUAGAGCCCUUUUUCUGCAGCGAGCGGCCGAUCCGUUGAUUUCUCCCGAGUCAGACAAGUGGUUUUUACUGCUCCCGCCUCCAUUUGACUGACUCGUGUGUUCUGCCUGCUAUUCAUGUCAAAAUUGCCGCUGUGAAAAAGGUGCAUUGUACCAAUCUAAUGUCAUAUUGGAUGAAAUGAGGGCUGGCAAAGUCUACAAGUGUCCAAAGUGUGUGUUUUUCUCAUGCGGCACGGCAGUACAGUGUUGUUACCCUGCGAUGGGAGCUACAGCCCACCUCGUCCUGCUAGAAUGGAUCACUGUAGAAAAUGCAGCCCUGAAAAGUCCAUGUUUUUAACUGGGUUUCCCGUCACUUUUAUAAUAAUGUGAUGUUUUAUCGAUACCCGUGGGGAAUCCGCCUCUCCUCUCCUUCCCUGUACAGGAGGUCAAAGGUCUGGGCUUCUCCACCGGGUGCUGGAUCGUACAAAACGCCGAGCAGCUCGCCGUCUUUAGCAGUCCUGUGUUUGAUGAGGAAACACACACAAAUCGCUUCUCUUAUAGCUGUUGUAAAUAUGUCCGAGUUGAACUACUUUUAUGAGUGUGUAGCACUUAUUUAUUAUCUUUUUUUUUUUUUUUGUGAACAAAAAACUUUGUCACUGGAAUAAUUUGGGGGUAAGCGGUGUCUGUGAGUGCAGCAGUGUGAGUUUCUUAUUGCCAUGUUCAUGUACAAAUCUGUUUGCCUCUUCUUAUUCUUGUUAUAGUCCCGCCAUAAAAAUUAAUGCUGGCUUUUAUUUAAAAAAAAAAAAAAAGAGAUUAUGUGAGCAGUUUUCAUCAGAUGUAGUAUGCACAGUUUGCAGUGCAACGCUUUGGUGUUUUCUCUGGUCAGCAGAACAAAAUAUGCUGCAAACACGAUCCGCCUUUUGGGUUCAAUUGAAAAAAAAAAAAAAAAAGCUGAUACAAAUGUCUU
This is a messenger RNA of Myripristis murdjan (pinecone soldierfish), 3352 nucleotides long. RefSeq names its product WT1 transcription factor a (gene wt1a). Gene Ontology annotation, biological process: regulation of transcription by RNA polymerase II. NCBI's taxonomy places the organism in Eukaryota, Metazoa, Chordata, Actinopteri, Holocentriformes, Holocentridae. Gene Ontology annotation, molecular function: DNA-binding transcription factor activity, RNA polymerase II-specific; RNA polymerase II cis-regulatory region sequence-specific DNA binding. The transcript is spliced from 10 exons. The record is from RefSeq and is a predicted model, not a curated record. The coding region runs from base 276 to 1718 and encodes 480 amino acids. Gene Ontology annotation, cellular component: nucleus.